AUGGAUGUUCGUCUUGUUUUCGCUUCUUCCGGUCGCGUCCUCCCCGCUCAGCCUCACGCGCUGCCGGUGAACGGGAGCCAGGUUUUGGCGGCGGCGCAGUUCGCUGUGUUCGAAUUCAACACAGUCAACGCAGAGCAACAGUUCGAAGUCUUGAACGUCACAUCGGCCAAUAUCCACCUGGUCGCGGGUCUAGACUACAUCCUGGAAGUGCAGCUGGGAAGCACGACGUGCACGAAAAGCCACCGUCCGACCCUCGGAGAACCACGUGAUCUGUCCUCCUUCAAGUGCAAGUUUGUCGUCACUGAAAUCCUGUGCAAAAAUUCCCAUGAACUCACUAAGAAGUGUUGCCUGCAUGAUGCCUGA
Messenger RNA from Pleuronectes platessa (European plaice), 363 nucleotides. RefSeq names its product cystatin-C-like. The coding region runs from base 1 to 363 and encodes 120 amino acids. The record is from RefSeq and is a predicted model, not a curated record. The transcript is spliced from 4 exons. NCBI's taxonomy places the organism in Eukaryota, Metazoa, Chordata, Actinopteri, Pleuronectiformes, Pleuronectidae. Gene Ontology annotation, molecular function: cysteine-type endopeptidase inhibitor activity.